Messenger RNA from Ictalurus furcatus (blue catfish), 2342 nucleotides. It is a transcript of the gene gghl, whose product is annotated as gamma-glutamyl hydrolase. The transcript is spliced from 9 exons. Gene Ontology annotation, cellular component: vacuole. Bases 453 to 1406 code for a protein of 317 amino acids. Gene Ontology annotation, molecular function: gamma-glutamyl-peptidase activity. The record is from RefSeq and is a predicted model, not a curated record. Lineage: Eukaryota; Metazoa; Chordata; Actinopteri; Siluriformes; Ictaluridae. Gene Ontology annotation, biological process: tetrahydrofolylpolyglutamate metabolic process.
GAAAUAUGGAUGUACUGUACCUUUAAAAAAGAUUUAAGGUGUAUAAUGGCACCAUAAUUACCGUUUAGCACGAGCAUACUCCAUUCCAUAGGAGUGAUUAAAAAAUAUAAAUAAAUAAAUAAAUAAACCUGUUGCAAUUCUACUUGGUCUACCUUGUGAUUUCAGCUCGUGUGUGUGUGUGUGUGUGUGUGUGUGUGUGUGUGUGUGCGCGCGUAAAUUCCGUAGAGGAAAGUAGAAGAGAUAUGUUUGGCCACUUCAUGGCGUGCGGCUUUUAUCACGAGCUUUCACAAUCAAAGCGGAGAUUCCUUCUUCUCAAAACUUCUCAAGCUCCGCCCACUUCCUCAAACUUUACACGCUGAAAUGCACACACACACACACACACACAGACACUGUCGAGGGACAAGUGUUGUAACCCCAGUCUCCGGGAACUGUGAGGAUUGUAAAGCGGUGGAAUGCUGCACCGGAUCGCGGUUCUACUCCUGCCGGUGCUCGCGGUGAGCUGCGCGAGCGCUGCACGGCUUCCUCGCAGAGAGACGCUGAACGACCGGCCGCUGAUCGGUAUUUUGGCUCAGGAGGUUACAGACUCUGAGCUACGACCGUAUGGAGCAACCUACAUUCCCUCGUCUUAUGUGAAGUACAUCGAGUCAGGCGGAGCACAAGUGAUUCCCAUUCGACUGAAUCUGACCAGAGAAGAGCAUGAAAAACUCUUCCAGUCAAUCAAUGGCCUUAUUUUUAUCGGUGGUGCGGUGAAUCUGGAAACAUCUCACUUCGCACACACUGCUGGGAUUUACUUCAGACUCGCUCUUAAGGCCAACGAUGAGGGCGACUACUUCCCUAUCUGGGGAACGUGUCUGGGCUUCCAGCUCCUCACGGUACAGGUGGCUGGAGAGAACCUGCUGAGCAAAACCAUGGCAGACAACGUCUCAAUGCCCUUAAACCUCACCUCAGAGGCCCAGUCCAGCCGCAUGUUUGCGAGUUUUACUCCAGAGCUGUUCAAAGCGCUAUCAGAGGAACCGGUCACGGGAAAUUUCCACCAUUAUGGAGUGACAGAGCAGGUAUUUGUAGGAAAUAAGAAACUGAGUAGCUUCUUUACCAUAUUGUCUACGAACAAGGCGGAGAAUGGAGUUGUAUUCGUCUCGACCAUAGAAGGGAAGAAGUACCCGUUCUACGGCGUUCAGUGGCAUCCAGAAGUGAACUGUUUCCAGUGGAAUUCUCACUACAGUUUUCCUCAUUCUAAAAACGCUGUCCAUGUGUCCUCACUACUGUCCCAGCUUCUUGCGAAUGAAGGAAGGAGAAGCUCUCACCACUUCAGUCAGCUGGAGGAGGAGAGGCAAGCACUCAUAUACAACUAUAACCCUGUUUAUACAGCAAACUUCAGUGCAUACGAGCAAAUCUACUUCUUCUAAAUGAAAACCUCUUUCCAGUUCACACUCAGUCCUCAUACUCAUUUUUAUACAUGUAACUCUUCUUUUCUGGGUUGUAUUAAUCCAUUAGAGAUAUCAUGAUUUUUAUUUCAUUAUUAGUUUAUUUAAAACGCAGAAUGUUGUUAUGCCUUUGUAUGAAGAGAACAGGUGCUUUGCUUUUCACAUUCCUGCUCUGUUUUUUUUUUUUUUUUUUGAUUUGUUUUUUUUUGUUUGUUUGUUGUUUUUUUUUAUCAUUCAAAAGAAAACAGCGUUUAAUUUCCUGCUUUACCAGAAGAGGGCAGCAUUUAUCUUGCAAAGAGGAAUAAAAUGUACCUCAGUAACUCAUUGUACCUCACUCAAAUGUACCUCACUCAUCUCAGCAGCUAAUGGACAAAAAUACCUGCUAUCUAGUGUAUGGGCUCGAGGUAUAUUUCUAUAAUACACAAUAUGUUUAAGGAUAUAAAGAUUUAACAAAAUGCCAGCAAAACAGUAAUGCUGCUUUAAAAUAUGUGAAUUGUACUUUUAACUAAUGCCUACAAAAUAAAUAAAUAAAUAAAUAAACAAGUGAACACUGAAAGGGAUAAUUUUGUAAUCCUGUAAUUCGAUUUUACAACUUAGAAGAUGAUGCACAAUAUUUUAAGUGUUAGAUGAUUCCAAUUGUUAUUUUUAUUUUUAUUUUUGAUUGUAAUAUCCACAAUAUCUUAGAAAAUUCCACAAUGUCAUGAUUGUUCACAAUAUUGAAAUGAUACCUCAAUUCCGCCUAAAAGAACAAUUUAGCCAAAAAUAACAUUUACAUAAAAUAUAGUCGAUCAGCCAUAAUAAAAGAAAUCUAUCUGUCACAAAAUUUUUCCGUAAACAUAUGCACAAAAACCUUCAUAUACUUGUUUUAAAUGACAACAUUGCACUAAAUAAUCAUAUUUUUAACAUAUUUAUUUAGUA